UGCAACAACCUCACUCGCGUGAUUUCACAAACGGGCGUCACGGACAUUAAUCGGCUAAUUUACAUACAUAACGCCGCCCAGGGGGACGAACAUGUUAAUUCACCAUCGAUUGAAAGCUAACAGUAGGGAGGAGGGGAAAAACAGCUGAAACAAAGUUUGGACAAGAGAGGGUUGUUUUAAAGCAGUUGAAGUGUUUCGACAGAAUCACAGAGGCGCUUGUUGGGCUCUUUGCCCCACUUUUGGAUUACGACAUGGAUGCUUUGAAAUCCGCUGGAAGGGCAAUUAUACGGAGCCCCAGUAUCGCCAAGCAGUCGUGGGGUUCGGGCAGACAUAGAAAGCUUCCAGAGAACUGGUCAGACACCAGGGAGACCCUUCUUGAGGGCAUGGUGUUCCAGCUGAAGUACCUUGGAGUGACGAUGGUUGAGCAACCCAAAGGAGAAGAGCUGUCUGCAGCUGCUGUUAAGAGGAUAGUGGCCACGGCCAAAGCCAGUGGGAAGAAACUCCAGAAAGUAACAUUAACAGUUUCCCCACGAGGAAUCAUCCUUUAUGACAGUGCCUCCAACCAGAUGAUAGAAAACAUCUCCAUUUACAGAAUAUCAUACUGUACAGCAGACAAGAUGCAUGACAAAGUGUUUGCAUACAUCGUUCAGAGUCAACAUAAUGAAACUCUGGAGUGUCAUGCCUUCCUCUGCCCAAAGAGAAAAAUGGCCCAGGCUGUAACCCUAACAGUGGCCCAGGCUUUCAGAGUGGCUUUUGAAUUCUGGCAGGCCGCCAAGGAAGAGAAAGAGAAGCGGGUGAAGUCUGGCUCAGAUGGAGAAGGUGCCAGCAACACUCAGUCAGACAGUUCUGCCAGCCUGGGCAGCUUGAAGGGAGGAGAGGUAGCCACAGCAAAACUUUUGGAUUUGGCUGAGGGAGCAAAUGCAGCACUGGCCAACUCAGGAACAAAUAAGACUGAAGCAGAUCCUCUCACGGUGCAUAAUCACACAUCGGAGAACAACAAUACUGUAUGGGAGUUGGAGGAUGGUCUGGACGAAGCUUUCUCAAGCCGCAGUCUGGAUAGCUUUGAAUCUUACUCAGACUCGCUGAGUCUCGCACUAACCCCCAGGUCCUGGACAUUGGGGUGAACCCUCAGGAUUUCAACACUGAAGAGUGCCUGUCCCCAGGCAAAUGGGACCAAGAUGAAGCAGACUUCGCUGCACAAAAAGACACUUUUGGGUUCUAAUGCAGAGCCCAUGCCAAGAAAAAAGACGAGCUGAACUGAGGAGGCGGAUAUUUGUGUCCCACCUUCUCUGUGCUGCCAAGUCCUCUCACUUGGGGGGACUAGUGGGUUAUGAUGCUUCUGCAUCUACAUGACCACAGACAGACAAGACAAGUAGGGUGCUCACAUAACAGGCCAAAGCAAUACAAACCAACCUAUCCCUGAAAAUGCAGUCAUUUAAUGUUUGUUAUAGUCAAUGUAUUAUUUCCUUUGUUUUGUCAGUUUACCUAUUUGUAAGUGUGCGUGUGUGCGUGCGUGUGUGUGUGUGUGGUAUAAUUAUGCUAAUUGAGAUUUGAGAACUGUUUGAGUAAUCUUUGGGACAGCUGUGUCAUUAAGGUUCAUAUUUGAUUUGCAGACAUUACUGGUUUAGAGGGAAAACUCGCUGGUGAAGGUCAUCAAUGCACCAGUUCCAGUAUUGGGUGAAAAAAUAAAGUUACUUUUUCCAAGGAUUUAGCCUUCAUUUGGCUACAAAAGCUUUAAAAAUAUGUGUAAGUGUUGGACACAGUGUUUGUGUGAAAAUGAAUGACAACAAAAUGACAAUCUUAUUUUUUUUUUUGUAAUGCAAAAUCUAUUUUUGCACUCAGCAUUCAUCCAGUUUAAAAGCACACAUUUCAUUCAAGGGAAGUUAUUUCAGUAAGCAUGAGACAUAAUAUUCAGUAGUCCAAACAGUGCCCUCAAAGUCCAAGGGGAUGAAUGUGUUCUUUGAGCACUGUCCCACUUUAAGUUCAUCAACAUUGUAAGAUUAACUUUGCUAGUUAACAAGAUUUUCCAUGGAUGGUUCCCAGUGUUAUUUUUGGCAUCUGUUUAUAUAUACAAAUAAUUUAAUUCAUCGAUUUACAUAAAUGUCAAUAAAAGUUUAAAUGUGUUUGAGAUGUUUAUACAAAGAAAUGCACAUUUGUCUCCCUGGCAUCUCUCUCCCCCUGAGGGCAUGGACCCAAGGUUUGGAACCAAUUACCUAGGCCUACCUACCCUUAAAAGACCCUACUAUGUUUUUACCAGAGGUACAUAAUUUGCUUUGAUUUGAUCAAUGCACUGGGCAAUUCUCCUAAAUCCUCAUUUACCAGUUAAGUACAACAAUAUCUAUAGAAGACACUGGAUCUUCUUUUCGUAUGAUUCAUUGGUUUCUAGAGGGCCACAAUUACACACACUUUUACACAUUAUCCUCUGUUGCUUACUAAAGCUUAGAAUGAGGUGCACAAGUUUUCAUUGAACAUUUUUGAUCCCAUAUCACUGAACUGCAUAUUAAGGAGAAAACAGAUGCAUCUUAGAGCCAUGAAUUAGUAAUGUUCAAAACAUUUUAACAUGUUUUUGAUUGAACUAAAUGACAUAAACUAAAACUCUGCCAGCAAAGCCUGUCACAACUUAGCCAAAAAGAGAACGUGUGGGGCUUUUUAAGAGUGUAAUUCUGACUUUAUGAAGCAUUAAUCCAUCAAGAGAAAACUCCAAAUAUCUGGACUAAUUUAGAGUCAUGUGGGGCACCGGUAUGGCUUAGUUGUUAAAGCUAACGCCAAAUGUACAGCAGCUGCAGUCCUUGUUGCACUGGUCGCUGCCUUGACCCUUUAUUGCAUGUCUUCCCCCUUUCUAUUCAAUUUCCUGUCUGUCUUCAUCUGUCCUACCUAAUAAAGUAAAAAUGAGCAAAAAAUAUAUCUAUAAAAAGUAAAAGUUCACAAAGGUGCAACAUUGUAUUUACUUAGUGAAAUUGCUUUCAUGUUGUGUGGGGCUUCAGCCAACAGUUUGGUCACAGAAUAAUUUCCUAAAUUUGUUUUUAUCUUUUUCUAAGAUCUUAAGGAGUCUUAAAAUCAACUUACUCUGCAAAAGAGCAUCAACCCAAAAUAAAGCAAAGUAAAUCUUUUUUUAAAACCAAAAAUGAUAAAAAUAGAUUAAGCUAAAAUUGAUAAAAGUUAUACAAACGGAAUAUCACAAAAAAUAUACCAGAUAAUUAAAAAUAAUGAUUUUAAAAAGGACGGCAAUAAUAUGAUUACAUUACAAAACUAAGAGUUUGAUCAUUUAUACAAAAGUAUAAUAGAAAUGUUACAGGGUACAAAGUAUGUUCCCAAAGAGCUAGACUCCAAUACAAUGCCAACAAUAAGGAUGAAGAUCCUUUCCCUGCCACUCUGAUCAACACCAAGUGCCUUCAAAAAACUUCACUUCUACCAACAGCAAUCUACAUUGUCCUAAUUGAUGUCACACCUCUAAAAAUAAAUUAAAAAGUGACCUCCAAAGUUACAUUCGCUGACCCCUUUUUACUAAGUAAAUCAUGUUUGCUGCACAAGUUACCAAUUUCAAAAAGUAAAAGAAGGUUAAGUUAACCAGUCAAAUUGUUAAUUCAACAUGAAUAUUAUCUGGAUCAGGCAACAAAUAAUAACCCAAUAUUUUGUUUUAUAUUAGGCUAUAAUAGAAUUGUAUUGAAAAUGCAUGUAUUCAACAGAUGGUUUAUAAGAUAAUGUAUCUUUACAUUAUUCCAAUAUUUUAUGCACUUUACACAUGAAGCAUUGCAUGAAGCAACAUUCACACCUCUGACAAUGUGGUUAUAUUGGUUCUAGGUUUAAAAGACAUCAUGUUAUAUAAAUAAAGGGGAAACUGGGAUAUCUA
Molecule: messenger RNA, 3850 nt
Organism: Notolabrus celidotus (New Zealand spotty)
Lineage: Eukaryota; Metazoa; Chordata; Actinopteri; Labriformes; Labridae
Gene: ldlrap1b
Product: low density lipoprotein receptor adaptor protein 1b
Exons: 10
Coding region: 252-1124 (290 amino acids)
Cellular component (GO): early endosome
Source: RefSeq, a predicted model, not a curated record